This is a messenger RNA of Armigeres subalbatus, 1022 nucleotides long. It is a transcript of the gene CRIF, whose product is annotated as large ribosomal subunit protein mL64. Lineage: Eukaryota; Metazoa; Arthropoda; Insecta; Diptera; Culicidae. Bases 116 to 952 code for a protein of 278 amino acids. Gene Ontology annotation, cellular component: nucleus; mitochondrion. The transcript is spliced from 2 exons. The record is from RefSeq and is a predicted model, not a curated record.
CACAAACGUCAAAAUUGCAAAACAAAAACGAGGUGGCUGCUCUUACACAAUUUGCAUCAAAAAAUACGAAAAAUACCUACCAAAUUUAAUAAAUUUACGCAUUUAUAGAAGCAAAAUGUCUUCAAUCCGGAUGUUAACAUUAAGGCCAACCAACAGAUUAUUUCAAAGUUACCUGCAGCUUCCCCGGUUUUACGCUUCGCAAGCUAAAGACGCCACAGAUGAACCCGCAUCGACAUCUGCCACGGAAUCCGAUCUGCCGGUUACCUUCGUUGAGGAUGAAGACCUACUUGCAGCUCGCGAGGCGCAAAUCGAGCAGAUUCGAAACAAGUCGCGCCUCUUGCCACAGCAUCGAAACAUGUUGAACAACUUGCUGCCAUACGAGGAGUCCCAGUCGUGGAUCCAUGAAACGGUGAAGUACAAGCGCAUGAUGUUGGGCCGGUAUGGACUGGAUGCAAGCAGAGUUGACCCACGAAUCUGCUUUCCUACUCAACGGGAAGCCUUUGAGAAAACCGAAUACGAACGUGUUGCUUAUCCAAAAACCCUUAAAGAAAUGAUGAAGGAGAAUAAGAAAACUAAACAAGAGAAGGCGGAUCGCAUCCGGAUCCGCGAAGAGGAAGUAACCAAAAAGAUGGAAAAGCUGGAUCAAUGGGUGGCAGAUUUGAAUAAAAGAAUCGCGACAAAAGAAGCAGAAGCACGCGCCGCCAAGGAACGGAAAGAUCGUUUGGUAGAAGAAGUGCGUCGGCACUUCGGAUUCCGCAUAGAUCCACGGGACGAACGAUUCCAGGAAAUGUUGGCCCAGAAGGAGAAGGAAGACCGUAAAAAGGUCAGAGAAGCCAAGAGGAAGGAAAAGGAAGUUAAGAUGUUGGACAAGUUGAAGAAAAAAACCGCCGAUUUGGAAAACGAAGAAUCGAAAGAUGCCACCACGGGGAAAGAGGAAGUUGAUAAAAAGUAAGAAAUGUGUAGCGAUCUAGACUUUAUUUCAUAGUAAGAGAAAUGCUACUGUAAUAAAUUAAAACAUGAAA